ACUGCAUGGAUAGGCGUUCAUUGACUUAUCCAUGUACAAACCCGGCACACUAGCAAGCCUGAAAGCAUUUUCUGUGAUUUUACAUUGUUUUCAAAUCUCUCGAAAACGGUUUCUUCUUGGUCAAGCAAAGCCAAUGUAACAUAUUGGAGUCAUUAAUUUUAUUCAUUCAACUUGCAUACACAUUCAACAUUUUUAAAUUAACACCGCUAUUCAGCUGCUAUAUAAUAAUAAUACAGUUAAGAUACAAGCGCACAAUUUUUAUUUUUGCGCUAGUCACUCUAAUUGUGCAUUUCAUCCGCCCGGAUAGGUGCACAGGUGUUUGACGUUAAGACACCUCUCAUUGGGCAAAGCUGCAAUUUGUAUCUGCAAUAUUUCGACCUAAAACAACAGCAUAUACUACAGAAAUCACUUGGACAUUUUCCCAGUUAUUUAGCCUAUAAGCUACUUACUUAAUUUCUCUAAUAUCAGAUGUAUCUCGUGUUGAAUUUGCAGCCCUCGUUUAGCAAACGUUGCUGUCCAAGCUACCUCAAAUAUGUUUCGGUGUUUCAAUAUUCUGCCAGCCUCAAUGCAGAUGUGCGUGAGAGCAAUGUUCAGUCAUCCCAAAGUUAAUACCGAGGAGGAAAAAAGAGCCAAAAUGCAAAGCUCUAAAAUAGAGCAAGAUUUGUUUGAACAAGCCAAGCUUGAGGUGAACGUGAUCGAAAUAUUGUUGCUUGGUGCUGCAGAGAGUGGAAAAAGUACCCUGGUCAAGCAAAUAAAGGUCAUGCACAGUCAUGGCUUCUCCAAGCCAGAACUUAUUAGCUUUAAGACUGCAGUGCUGGAUAACCUCCUGAUGUCCAUGAAGUGUGUGCUGCGUGGGAUGGGGCAGCUGAGGAUUAAUCUGGCCAACAAGAAGAACAAGGUCCAUGCCCGUUCUGUCUUGUCCUGUGGACAGUGUUUUGGGGAAGACGGAGAGCUGCUACCGUUUGUGGCCCUCGCUUUCUGUGCCCUCUGGGCUGACCAAGGAGUGCGAGCUGCAGCCACCAGGGGCUACGAGUUCGAACUCAAUGACUCAGCGCUGUAUUUCUUUAAAAACAUCAGUCGCAUCAUCGCCCCCAACUACAUUCCCAUUCAGAGUGAUGUAUUACGGGUGAGAGUGCGAACGUGCGGAAUCAUCGAGACUCAGUUUCGAGUCAAUCACACGGUCUUCAGAAUGUAUGAUGUCGGUGGACAGCGGACUGAGAGGAGGAAGUGGCUCAAUUACUUUGACCGUGUCCAGGCCGUGCUGUUUGUGGUGGGGCUCAGUGGUUAUGACAUGACUUUGAUGGAGGACCCCUCUGUGAACCGGCUACAAGAGAGCCUUUCCCUCUUUACCUCCAUCUGUACAAACCCCGUGUUCAGACUUACUGCCCUGGUUCUGUUUAUGAACAAAUGUGACCUCUUCCAAGAGAAGAUCUUGAACCCAAAAAGGCACUUAAGACUCUACCUUCCUAGUUACAAAGAAGCUGACUGUGACGUGGAUGCUGCCGCGCGUCACAUCACUGCCAUGUUUGUCGCCUGCAAUUCAACACCCAACAAAAUGGUCUACCACCACUACACCACCGCCACGGACACACACAGCGUGGGGGUGGUCUUCCAGGUCGUCCUGGACACCAUUGUCAAGGCCAACUUAGAGGCUGUCUCGUUGCUUUAAGAACCGAUAUGGGUCCAUUGACAGUACCAGUGCUAAAGCCCUGGUUUUUCAAAAGUUAUAACAUUUUGCCUAUUGGAUAAUAUUAAAUGGCCAAAUCUGUGAUUUACAUGGGAAAUAUUCUAUUCAGUUUGUCUACAUGCAUUUAGUCCUCCCAAUACUGACAUCUAUUUUUGAAAGGAGACUCAUUUUAAGACACUAGCAUUUGUUUCAGUAUUUUUAUGUUGUUUUUAAUUAAUGUAAUAAUUACUACUUAUAACUGUAAAACAUAUAUUUCUAUAUUUAUUUUAUAGUUUCUCUGACGUUAUCAACCUGGCAUUGGCCCAUUGGAUAGUAUUGAAUUCUUGAAAAAUAUAAUGAGUGUUAGUUGCUAUUCAAGUAAAUUUUGAGUUGCUUCAAUUCUUAGUUAAUUCCUAGCAGAGAGACAAAAUCCAACUUGGUACUUUUAGACAAAUAGGUCCUUGAACUUUGAAGCUGUAGCUUCAGUAUAUUAUUAUGUAAUGAUAAUAUGAAUGUAAUUUGUACCUUGCAAAAUUAACAUGCUUGGAAAUGCCAGUUUGGGCUGCUAUGAAUUCUGUAAUUGUUGGUGACAUUGUUUUAUACACAUUUUAAUAAAAUUACUGUUUUUUGGGGAAUUAUUUUUAGGCUGCAGC
Esox lucius (northern pike) is the source of this 2319-nucleotide messenger RNA. RefSeq names its product guanine nucleotide-binding protein G(o) subunit alpha. NCBI's taxonomy places the organism in Eukaryota, Metazoa, Chordata, Actinopteri, Esociformes, Esocidae. Gene Ontology annotation, cellular component: heterotrimeric G-protein complex. The transcript is spliced from 10 exons. Gene Ontology annotation, molecular function: G protein-coupled receptor binding; G-protein beta/gamma-subunit complex binding; GTPase activity. The record is from RefSeq and is a predicted model, not a curated record. Gene Ontology annotation, biological process: adenylate cyclase-modulating G protein-coupled receptor signaling pathway. Bases 533 to 1669 code for a protein of 378 amino acids.